Messenger RNA from Corythoichthys intestinalis (scribbled pipefish), 6854 nucleotides. RefSeq names its product serine/threonine-protein kinase DCLK2-like. Gene Ontology annotation, biological process: intracellular signal transduction; protein phosphorylation. Bases 456 to 2534 code for a protein of 692 amino acids. Gene Ontology annotation, molecular function: ATP binding; protein kinase activity. Lineage: Eukaryota; Metazoa; Chordata; Actinopteri; Syngnathiformes; Syngnathidae. Gene Ontology annotation, cellular component: microtubule cytoskeleton. The record is from RefSeq and is a predicted model, not a curated record. The transcript has 17 exons.
GCGGAAGCUCGUUGUGCCGGCGUCUCCUCUCUGCUGCAGCGGCUGCGCAGCUGCUGCCGUCCGGAUCCUAUCGCGCCGCAUCCCGCUAACAUCUCAGCGCCUAUCCCCAUUAGCGGCCCGGCGCAGCCCUCGUCGCCUUUCAGCCGCGGUUUCAGCCGGAAAAUACCGGAACCUGCGCACCGGGGAGGAGUAGAGGGGAAGGGAGGGGGACCUCCAUAGCAACAAACCGGCUCCACGGCAUUAUUGGUUGUGCAGAACGGGAUGAUAAGCAAACACGUGACUGGAUUGCACCUGCAACCUUGACUGACAUGCUGGCAUGCUACAAGAAUCUUUCCACUAGAAUCCUCCAAUCACCUGAAAUCCCCACAUUCGGUUGCCUCCUUCAAAAUCACAGAUCCGAAUCGAGAUGAAUCCCAAGUAGUGGGGCCGCACAUCCGGACUUGAUCAGUUAGACCAUGGAGUUGGAGCACUUUGACGAACGCGACAAGGUCCGUCGCGGGCGCUCCACUCGAGCUAAACGAGACGACUCAGGCCCGAGCUCCCGUGGAAGCAGCCUGGUUCCCAGCCCGGCGCACAGCACCAACUGCAGCUAUUAUCGCACCCGCACUUUGCAGGCGCUCACCUUGGAGAAGCGCGCCAAGAAAGUGCGCUUCUACCGCAAUGGCGACCGUUCUUUUAAGGGUCUGCUGUACGCCGUCUCAAGCGACCGGUUCCGCUCGUACGAUGCCCUUCUGGUGGAGCUCACCCGUUCGCUGGCAGACAACCUCCACCUGCCUCAAGGAGUGCGGACCAUCUACACCAUCGAUGGUACAAAGAAGAUCACCAGCUUGGACGAGCUGGUGGAAGGCGAGUGCUACGUUUGUGCCUCCAACCAGCCUUACCGCAAAGUAGACUACACCAAGAUUUCAGUCCCUAGCUGGAAGCCCGGCGCCGCGUCUGGGAGCAGCGGCACCAGCUCCAACAGGCCGACCGCCGCGUCAGCUGGGUCGGCGGGCGGUGCGGGCGGCAGAGAGCGAGCCGAGGGGCGAGAGAGCAAAGACUUCAUCAAGCCCAAGCUGGUGACAGUGAUCCGAAGCGGUGUGAAACCCCGUAAGGCGGUGCGGAUCCUCCUGAACAAGAAGACCGCCCACUCUUUCGAACAAGUGCUGGCUGACAUCACCGAGGCCAUUAAGCUGGACUCAGGAGCUGUUAAGAGGCUGUACACGCUGGACGGAAAGCAGCUUACCUGUCUCCAGGACUUCUUUGGAGACGACGACGUGUUCAUGGCGUGCGGGCUGGAGAAAUUCCGCUAUGCUCAAGACGACUUCGUGCUGACUCACGGUGGAAAGACUGCGGCCUUUGUCAAUGAAUGUCGUGUCAAAUCGUCACGUCCCGGCGUCUCUCAGAGGACUUCAGCUCCAAAGAGCCCCAGCGGCUCUGUUUUAGCCUCCUCCAAGGGUUCCGCUAAAGCUGUGACCCGGUCCAGGUCACCGGGAACAGCCAAUGAAGCUUCGGGAUCGCAGGCAAAGUCAUCCAGGUCUAGCCCCUCCCCCAGCCUCAAGGUUUCCCCACAUCGGUCUUCCUCCACGGAUGUCAAUGGCGCGGCCGAACAUGCCGAUGACGGGACUAUAGAAGUCAACGGAAACCUGUCGGUGUCGUCAACCCUCAUCAGCAGCAAGUACAAAAUCGGUAAAGUCAUCGGAGACGGAAACUUUGCGGUGGUGAAAGAGUGCAUUGAGAGGUCAACUGGGCAGGAGUUCGCGCUGAAGAUCAUCGAUAAAGCUCGUUGCUGUGGGAAGGAGCACCUGAUUGAGAACGAGGUGGCGGUCCUGAGGCGGGUUCGACACCCUAGCAUCAUCCAACUUAUCGAGGUGGACGAAACACCAUCUCAGCUUUUCUUGGUCAUGGAGCUAGUCAAGGGCGGUGAUCUGUUUGAUGCCAUCACGUCGUCCACCAAAUACAGCGAGCAUGACGCCAGCGCUAUGGUGUACAAUCUGGCCGGAGCCAUCAAGUACCUGCACAGGAUGAACAUCGUGCAUAGGGACAUCAAGCCGGAAAAUCUAUUGGUUUGCGAGUACCCAGAUGGCACAAAGUCACUCAAACUGGGAGACUUCGGUCUAGCCACGGUGGUCGAAGGGCCACUUUACACUGUGUGCGGCACCCCCACGUACGUCGCCCCGGAGAUCAUUGCGGAGAGCGGCUAUGGUUUGAAGGUAGACAUCUGGGCAGCGGGCAUCAUCACCUACAUCCUCCUUUGUGGUUUCCCGCCAUUUAGAAGUGAGAACAAUGUCCAAGAGGAGUUGUUUGAUCAGAUCCUCCAAGGGAAGCUGGAGUUUCCGUCUCCAGACUGGGAUGCCGUCAGCCUUCCUGCUAAGACGCUGAUUAGUCAGAUGCUGCAGGUGAACGUGGACGCUCGAUUCACAGCGGACGAGGUUCUCGCGCACUCAUGGGUGUCGGACGACGCUCCCAACGACUCCGGCAACGAAGACCCCGGCGCAACGGAGAUGGAAUCUCCAGGGCUGGAAACCAAGCAGGUUCCUUCCCCGCUGGUGUAGACUUCAAACACCAGGCCGUAAAAAACGUCACUUCAUACUUCUGAGCAAGUUUCGAGUUUGCAACACAUCCUCCCGCAAACUGGAGCCUUUUUUUACCUUCAUACAUGACAAUCCCAGAUCAUCAUGAGCAUUUCCUCAACUUUUCCCGAGAAGUAUUUUGGAAAAAAUCCAUCACAAACAGUGGAUGAAAUAUUUCAAGCCUUUCCCCGUAUCCAGAAUGUCUUCCAUUUUUUCAGGGAAGAACAAUCCCGAGCUCCUUCCAUUUUGUAUGUGUCGCCCCCGGCAACUAAUCUCCCAAUCCGAGGCCAGAAGCACUGUGCCUGUCUGCACUGAUCCAUACAGGGUUUUGUAAAAAAAAAAAAAAAAAAAAAAAAAAAAAGUCACCAAGCUGACAUUUCAGUGACAUUUCAGUCUAAACCCUUGAAAAUCUGUUGUAGCUGUUAGCCGUCGAGAAUGUGUGUGAGUCUGUCGUGAAGUCGGAUAACGUAGAAACAGAAAAAUCGGAAUGGUGCUUCAUCAUUUAUGACCCUACGGUGGUAAGUGUAGUGUUACAGUGGUAUGUAAAAGUAUCUGAACCUUCAGGAAUUUCUCACGUUUCUACAUAAAAUCACCAUCAAAUGUGAGGUGAUCUUUGUCAAAAUCACACAGAUGAAAAAACAGUGUCUGCCUUAACUAAAACCACCCAAACAUUUAUAGGUUUUCAUAUUUUGAUGACAAUGACAGAAGGGGUUAAAAUAUGUAAAGGAACCCUCUGCCUAAGUAGACUUAAAGAGCAAUUGAAACCAAUUUUUACCAAACAAUUUAAGUCGGGUGUGUGUCCUAUCACUGAUUAGUGGCUUGAAGCUGCCCUGCCCACUAUAAAACACACACCUGGUAAGAAAUAUCUUGAUGAGAAGCAUUGUCUGAUGUGGAUCAUGGCUCGGUCAAAAGAGCUGUCAGAAGACCUGUGAUCAAGGAUUGUUGAUUUGUAUAAACCUGGGAAAGGAUACAAAACCAUCUCUAAAAGUGUGGAUGUUCAUCAAUCGACAGUCAGAGAAGUUGUCUACAAAUGGAGAGAGUUGCUUCUCUCACAAGGAGGGGUCGCCCACCAAAGAUGACGCCAAGAGUUUAGCGCAGAAUACUCAAAGAGGUAAUAAAGAACCCUAGAGUGUCUGCUAAAGACUUACAAAAAUCACUGGCAGAGUCCAAUAUCUAUGUGCACACAUCAACCAUAUGUAAAACUAUGGCCAAAAAUGUUGUUCAUGGGAGGACGCCACAGAGGAAGCCACUGUCUAAAAAAAAAAAAAAACAUUGUUGCUCGUUUAAUGUUCGCAAAAAGGCACUUGGACACUCCACAAGAGUUUUAGCAAAAUAUUUUGUGGACUGAUGAAACUAAAGUUGAAUUGUUUGGGAGUAACACACAAUGUUAUGUGUGGAGAAAAAUGGAAAAAGCUCACCAACAUCAACACCUCAUCCCCACUGUGAAGCUUUGUGGAGGGAGCAUCAUGAUUUGGGGCUGUUAUGCUCACUCAGGGCCAGGACAACUUGCAACCAUUAAUGGAAGAACGAAUUCAAAAGUUUGUCAGGAUGUUUAGCAGGAAAACCUGAGGCUGUCUGUAAGACAUUAAAAGCUAAAAAGAGGAUAGAUGCUGCAACAACACAAUGAUCCAAAACACAGAAGUACCGUAUUGGCCCGAAUAUAAGACAGUGUUUUUUGCAUUGAAAUAAGACUGAAAAAGUGCGGGUCAUCUUAUAUUUGCGGUCUAGACAUUAUACCCAUUUACAACACUAGAUGGCGCCAGAUAUCAUUGAAGCGAUGUUCUGUCAUGACAGAUCUCAGCUAUUCCCAAGUUUAACCAGUUUGCAUUAUUUUAUUGCAAUGUUUUUCCUUAUUCAGAUUUGUUUCAAGACUACAGUUAGACUUCAAUUUGAUGGUUAAUGCAGUUAUUGCAAUUUAGUUGUUUUAUUUACGUUUCAAAAACCAGAAGCCAUUCAUUUACAAAUGUGAUUGCACUUUACAUAAGGGCUGCAGCUAUCGAAUAUUUUAGUAGUCGAUUAAUCGAUGGCCUAGUUAGUUUGAAUAAUCGAGGAAUCGGAUAAGUAACAUGAAAAAUUAAAAUACCCGAGCUGAGCCUGAAACGGUAUUAAAAAAUGAUAAUAAAUAAAUGAGCAUCUAUGUACACCAAAAGAAUAAUUGGGCAACUUAAACAGAAAAAGUCUGCUAGCUUAAAUGCUAUAAAAUGCUAAAGUUUUUUGUUUUUUUUACAAUGCUCUUAAAUGAUUCAGAUACAUAUUCCAACAAAAAACGGCUAAAUGUACCUAUAAACUAAAUCAGGAAUGCAUUAAAAAAUAUUAGCUCAAACAAAAACUUAGCUUACGUUGGUCUUAACAGGGAGCAGUUGGAUUCAGCCAUGUGAAAAUAGGCAGACCAGAGGACAGUGUAUCUAUCCUAAUCAAUAAAACUAAAUGCAAUACCUUUCAAAAUAAACCAUUACAACGCCACUUUAAUUAAACGAUUACUCGAAGCAACAAAAUUUAAUUCGAAUAUUUCUUUUCGAAUCGAAUACUCGAGUUAGUCGAUUAAUCGUUGCAGCACUACUUUACAUAUUUAAAUGUUCAGAUAUUAAGAUUUGAAUAAGGCAAAAUAACAUGCUUUUUCUCUCAAAUAUAUUGUUAUAAUCAUUGAUUUCAGAUGUACUGUAAUUAUUUUCUGCAUAAAAAAUAAUUUGGUGUUCAAAAAGUCUUUUUUCAAACUUGAGUCUUGAAAAAGAGGAGGUAGUCUUAUAAUCAGGGCCGUCUUAUACUCUGGCAAAUACGGUAAAUAAACUUCGGAAUAGUUUCAGAAGAACAAAAUACACGUUCUGGAGUGCCCAAGUCAAAGUCCAGACUUGAACCCCAUUGAGAUGCUGUGGCAUGACUUAAAGACAGCGAUUCAUGCCAGACAUCCUAGGAAUCUGACUGAAAUACAGCAGUUUUGUAGAGAAGAAUGGGCCAAGAUUAGUUCUGAUCGAUGUGCCAGACUAAUCUGCAGCUACGCGAGGCGUCUAGUUGAAGUUAUUGCUGCCAAAGAGGGGUUAUGAAAUAUUAAAUGUGAUGGUUCACUGACGUAUUUUUCCCUCUUUUGUCAUUGUUUGGGUGGUUUUAGUUAAAGCAGACACUGUUUUUUCAUCUGUGUGAUUUUGACAAAGAUUAGCUCACAUUUGAUGGGGAUUUUAUGCAGAAAUGUGAGAAAUUCCAAAAGAUUCAGACACUUUUUCAUACCACUGUAGCUAACUCUUAACCCUCUUAAGUAUUACUCCCUUCUUUCCUUUGCUUUACACCAAACCAAAAGACGCCUUGCAGUGUUGAUACUGUUAGCAAAGCUAACUUCUCAUUCAAAACAUGCUUUAACUUAUGUUCAUGUAUGUGCAAGUCAUCAUGCCUUAUUAACCUUCAAUCAAGUGCAGUAGAUUAGAACUUUUUUCAAACAUUUUCCGUGGCAAAGGUCUUUUGGAUUUGCCACUGACGAUGAUAAACGUCCAGUUGUGGCGGUUUUCCUCCUUCUGAAUGAGUUUGAACCGCGAUUGGACGUUUAUCGUCGUCAACAGCAGUCAACGUGUUAAAUAGCAUUUAGAACACGAGCCAGGUUGCAUACAAAGUCAAUGGAGGACAAAGAUGCAUUCAACUGUGAAAUAAAAUUUAGACGGUAAAAACAACGUUUUUUCCUUCUGUUUAACUGAUUUACACCACAGCGCCAUUUUCUCUUCGAUCGACACUAUGUUGCGGUCUUCGUUCAAAGACGAGGUCAACAUAAUUAACAGGAAUGUUGCAGUUUUAUUAGGAUUUAAAAGAUGGAAUGUUUCUUACGAUUACAUUCAUAUAAUUGCACCGCUAACUUCAUCAAAGAAGUAUAACACCGCUCUGGAAAUACACUUGUGAUCAUUUAACUCCACUUUCUGUUCAGAAACUUAACGGAAAACUACCAGGACAUCCUACACGAUUGGUUAGUGGAGUUAAAUUGUUUCGUACACAUGUUACAACAAAGAAAUGUUCCCACAUUUGAUCUUCAAUGUCCAGUUUCAGACUUCAAACCUCUCCAAUAACGUCCAGUCAGCAGAUUGUCUACAUCAAAGUAGUAAAAUGUAGUUUUUGGGCACCAUUCCACGCUUACCACCAACAACUCCCACAAUCCACUGCUCAUCACUAGACUCCACUUGUGUGAUAAUGUCGCCAGGCUAAAGGAAGAAGACAACAAUUACUCAGGAUGCGGUGUAUAAUGACGUGUUUGAACAUUCUCACCUUAACUGUGAGCUCGUCUUCGUUCUCGGCGGUAAAAGCAAAUAAAGCUUUGGCCACACCCUU